Megalobrama amblycephala (Wuchang bream) is the source of this 1833-nucleotide messenger RNA. Its product is annotated as alcohol dehydrogenase class-3-like. Gene Ontology annotation, cellular component: cytosol. NCBI's taxonomy places the organism in Eukaryota, Metazoa, Chordata, Actinopteri, Cypriniformes, Xenocyprididae. The record is from RefSeq and is a predicted model, not a curated record. The transcript is spliced from 10 exons. Bases 202 to 1488 code for a protein of 428 amino acids. Gene Ontology annotation, molecular function: zinc ion binding; S-(hydroxymethyl)glutathione dehydrogenase [NAD(P)+] activity. Gene Ontology annotation, biological process: formaldehyde catabolic process.
UGUUUUGAUUCCGCCACCGUUGCGCCGAAGAAUGACGGAGCCAAUCAUGUGAUGUUUGGCAAACAUCCCAAAUUCUGAAUAUGCAAAGCACAAAAGAAGUACCAACAACACCGCUUUCUUGAACCCCGAUAAAAGCACUAAUCAUUGACACACAGAAGAUCACAGUGGGAAGAUUCACUGUAUCGAAAGUGUGUGGUUGCCAUGGAAACUGAGGGUAAGGUGAUCAAGUGCAAGGCAGCAGUGGCCUGGGAACCUGGAAAAGCACUCUCCAUUGAAGAAGUGGAGGUUGCUCCUCCCAAAGCACAUGAAGUACGAAUUAAGAUAGCAGCAUCUGGGGUGUGCCACUCUGAUUGGGCUUAUCUGUAUGAUGUUGCCAAAAUGAAGCCACGGCCUUUUCCUUUAAUCCUGGGACAUGAAGGAGCUGGAACAGUGGAGAGUGUUGGUCCAGGAGUUACAAAGGUGUCUAAAGGAGAUAAAGUCAUUCCUCUGUUCCUGCCACAGUGUGGACAGUGUGAACGCUGCCUGAGUCCAAAGACAAACCUCUGCACCAAAAACUGGGAGAAAACUCAGCAGUGUGUUCUUGCAGACGGCACUAGCAGGAUCACCUGUAAGAAUCAGCAGGUUCAUCAGUUUAUUGGUAUCAGCACCUUCUCUGAAUAUACUGUUGUGCCAGAGGACAACGUCACCAAGAUUCACCCAGACGCUCCUCUGGACAGAGUCUGUCUGCUGGGCUGUGGAGUAUCUACAGGAUAUGGGGCAGCAGUGAACACAGGCAAUGUAGACUCUGGCUCUACAUGUGCGGUGUUUGGUUUGGGAGCUGUCGGACUGGCAGCUGUCAUGGGAUGCAAGGCUGCCGGUGCCACCAGGAUCAUCGCCGUUGACAUCAACCCAGACAAGUUUGAGAUCGCCAAGACAUUUGGAGCCACUGAGUUUGUGAACCCCAAAGACCACAAUAAAGCAAUUCAGGAGGUGCUGAGGGAGCUGACUAAUGGUGGCGUUGACUUCGCUCUUGAGUGUGUGGGGAAUGUGGGUGUCAUGAGGGCUGCUGUGGAAGCGUGCAGUCCUGCAGGGGGAGUCUGUGUGAUUGUGGGAUGGGUUGAGGUGGAGGAACUUUCUCUGGCCCCCCUGGAUAUCCUGCUAGGAAGAACUCUGAAAGGCACUUAUUUUGGAGGUUGGAAGAGUGUUGAGGCGGUGCCCAGACUGGUUCAAGAUUACAUGAGUGGCAAGCUUCUGCUGGAUGAGUUUGUGACACACAGACUAACUCUAGAUCAGGUUAACCAGGCCUUCGAUCUCAUGAUCACUGGAAAAAGGUGUGUUUACUAUAUUGCAGAGAUGGUGAGGCAGCAGCAACAACAAGCCGACAAUGACUCAGAAAACACUGGUUUACUAAUAAAAUGUCUCCUUGAUAUUUUUUUUCUCAACACAUUCAUACUCAUUACUUUUGCCAGUGCUUUGCGUCAAGCUAUAUUACGCCUAUAUAUAUAUUGAAUGUGCAUUAUGGUUUAGUAUUCUCCUCGGUAUAUAUUUAAGUAAUUAAAUUAAUAUAAACGUGUGAUUAGUUGACUAAUGGCUUAAAUGAAAGACUAAUAGUCAACUAGAAAAAUCUUUAGUCAGGGACAGCCCAAUUAUUUUAUAAAAGGAAGAUUGAAUUACAUUUUGAUUAUAAAUGAUGAGAUAAAAAAGACAUACAUGGAUGAAUCAUUCACAAUAAGAUCUAAGUAUAUACAAUAGCGUGAAUUUUCAUUUCAUGCAUUUCAUGCUGACUCUUGAAGUGAUAAAUCUAAUCUACAGCAAGCAUCAAAUUCCACAAAUCUAUGCAUGAAAUGCAAAAUA